Numida meleagris (helmeted guineafowl) is the source of this 6226-nucleotide messenger RNA. RefSeq names its product cystathionine beta-synthase-like. The transcript has 18 exons. Gene Ontology annotation, molecular function: cysteine synthase activity; cystathionine beta-synthase activity. The record is from RefSeq and is a predicted model, not a curated record. Gene Ontology annotation, cellular component: cytoplasm. Lineage: Eukaryota; Metazoa; Chordata; Aves; Galliformes; Numididae. Bases 183 to 1916 code for a protein of 577 amino acids.
GGGGAGGGGCGGAGCCGAGGUGCUCGGGGCUCUUCUUAACGCGGCGGACGGCGCUACGCUCCCCGCCUGCAGCGGCGUCGAGGAGCGCCCGCCCUGCCGCUUUGAAGAAGAUUCCAAUCGUUUGACCCACUGUACUCUUUCUCCCAAAGAAAGUCCAGUCUGCUGUGCCUUUGCCUAAGAAAAUGGAGAAGUUGAUAUCAGAGAAGCCUGUUCCAAUAUCUAAGGAUGAAAUACAUUCCCUUCCUUCCCAGGUCAAGCCAGAUACAAAUUCAUGCCCUCAUGCUUCUGGCAAAUACUUCCUUCCUGGUGGGACAGACCAUGAGGACCAUAAGACUAACGAGAAGGGAAGGAAGUGGAUCCGUCCUGAUACACCCAGCAAAUGCACGUGGAAGCUUGGAAAACCCAUUUCUGCCUCCCCCCAUCGUCAUAUGUCUCUGCCAGAGCCUCCAAACAUUCUGCCCAACAUCCUGAAUAAAGUUGGCAACACACCAUUGGUGCGAAUCAACAAGAUCGGGAAGCACUUUGGGCUGAAGUGUGAACUCUUGGCAAAAUGUGAGUACUUCAAUGCUGGGGGCAGUGUGAAAGACCGCAUCAGCCUGAGGAUGGUAGAGGAUGCCGAGAGAGCUGGGAUCUUGAAGCCCGGGGACACAAUCAUAGAGCCAACCUCUGGAAACACAGGAAUUGGGCUGGCCUUGGCUGCAGCAGUGAAGGGUUACCGCUGUAUCAUCGUGAUGCCAGAGAAAAUGAGUAUGGAGAAGGUGGAUGUCCUCAAGGCUCUGGGUGCUGAGAUUGUGAGGACUCCAACAACUGCCAGGUUUGAUUCUCCUGAAUCUCACGUGGGUGUAGCAUGGAGACUGAAGAAUGAAAUCCCCAACGCACAUAUCUUGGACCAGUACCGUAAUGCCAGCAAUCCCCUGACACACUACGACACCACAGCUGAAGAGAUCCUGCAACAGUGCGAAGGGAAAAUAGACAUGCUGGUGGCUACCGCUGGUACAGGAGGUACCAUCACUGGCAUCUCCAGAAAGCUGAAGGAGAAGUGUCCAGGUUGCAAAAUCAUAGGUGUUGAUCCUGAAGGCUCAAUCCUUGCUCAACCGGAUGAACUGAACAAGACCGACAAGACAAUGUAUGAAGUGGAAGGAAUUGGAUACGAUUUUGUCCCCACGGUGUUGGAUAGAUCUCUGGUGGACCAGUGGUACAAGAGCAAUGAUGAGGAGUCAUUUGCUUUAGCACGCAUGCUGAUCCGAGAGGAAGGACUGCUGUGUGGUGGCAGCUCAGGCAGUGCAAUGUCUGUAGCUGUGAAGGCAGCCAAAGAGCUGAAGGAGGGUCAGCGCUGUGUUGUUAUCUUCCCUGACUCUAUCAGGAACUACAUGUCCAAGUUCUUGAGUGACAAAUGGAUGAUUCAGAAGGGGUUCAUGACAGAAGAAGACUUUGUCAAAAAACCUUGGUGGUGGAACGUCAGUGUUCAGGAGUUAAGCCUUUCAGCUCCCCUGACUGUGCUUCCAACAGUUACCUGUGCAAAGACUGUUGAAAUUCUCCGGGAGAAGGGAUUCGACCAGGUACCAGUUGUUGAUGAAUCUGGGGUGAUUUUGGGCAUGGUUACUCUAGGAAACAUGCUUUCUUCGCUGCUUGCUGGAAAAGUUCAGCCUUCCGAUGAAGUCAGCAAAGUAAUCUACAAGCAAUUCAAGCAGGCAGAUAAUCAAGGAUCAGGUGGAAAUGUGAUUAACCUGAAAGACAACCUGGGGAAGCUCUCUCAUAUCCUGGAAAUAGACCACUUUGCUUUAGUGGUUCAUGAACAAAUUCAGUAUCACACUGAUGGUUCCUCCAGUAAGCGGCAAAUGGUGUUUGGCAUUGUUACGGCCAUUGACCUGCUCAACUUUGUGACUGCGCGAGAGCGGGAAGGAAAGAUCAACUAAAGUCAAGGAGCAAACUGGAACCUCUUCAGUAACAUUUUGCAAUCUCCAGCAAAGAAUCAGGUUUAUUUCUUAGGUCGAAUGGUCUGUUCUUAAGGUUUUUGUUUUUAAAUUCUGAAAAUAAGCAGUUAGCUAUUCUGGUGUCAGCUAUACAGCUAGUGCUUUCUACUUAUUGCACAGUUUCUGGGAAUUUGUUUCUUAAUCAGGUUACACAAUAUUUCUUAAGACAAUUUAUUUUUUUACUUAUAUAUAUGUAUGUAAAAAUAUUGCCUAAAUUAACUGGUGUGUUCCUCACCUGUUGCGUCCAAAGUCUGGCUUUUCAAAAAUGUUUUCAGAUGCAUUAAAUAUGUUGAAAAAACUUAGUAAAGCAGAAGUCUAAGAGCUCUGAAAAGUAUUUUUUUUAAUGUGCAGGGUUGUUGAGUUAGACAAUAUAGCGUAGAAACAAAAACAUGGGAUUAGGCUGUGGAGAAAGGAGGAGCUGUUUCCCUUUUGGUGACAUCAGUGUAAGAUGGGAGCACAGCAUGAGGGCUGGAGUUGAGGUUUGGUUCAUCCAGCUCCUCUGAGACAGAACUGACAUGGCUGACUAACAAAAAAUAGGGAUUUGUUCUACACAGUGCACCAGCUUUCACUGCAAAGACAGACUUUUCUCCUUUUUCCAACUAUACCUCAAUAAGUAAGCAUGGGUGGAAAGGAAGAAAGCCUGAGGUUUUUGACUGAAGGUUGUUUAAAAUGAUGCUGUCUUAUCUAGGACAUUCCCCUCACUGCCCAGACUCAUUUUUAUCUAAAUUCAUGCCUGUUUUAAAAAAGCCAGAGGUAAUCCAUCAAGAGUGUAAACUGUUUUUCAAGUCCUGAUCAAGUGCUGCCAAACUGCAGCUCCUUAUGGAAUGUGCAGUAGAUGAGUGCAUCAACAACUUCCAUAAUUCUCUGGGUUUUUCAGUAGUGUUUGACUUAGGUGGCUGCAGCAGUUUGUUAGUAGAAGCAGCUCAUCCAUGCACUGGUAAUGAUGGAUGGAAUCACCCUGUAGUUAAAGAAGCAAAGUGGCCAUUCUUCCUCUUAAUUAAGACUCAUCAUAUUCUGGCUGGCCCUUUGCCAGGAAUGAAAGUUAUGAUCAGCAAGAGUGACAUUUGUUAGCUUCUCUCUUCUUUCUACCCUGCUGGCCUCCCUCUGGCAGUGGAACCGAACUGUGUGCCAUGAGGAAAGGUGUCCUCUGCCUCCCAUCAGAGGGCCUUGUCUCAUGUCAGUACUGAGCAAAACCAUAAAGCAGAGCCUUUGCAGUUGCAUAUCGGGUGAUGGUGGCCUGGAGGAGGCAGGAAAUACAAAGGUAGGCAAGAGCUCAAAGCCAAAGUGACACCAGAGAUGCUGUCAACCCACCAGGAGUGUGACAGGUUAGUUUAUCUGCUGGCUGCUUCUUUUUUUUGUGGCUGAUAAGAACUUUGUUGUAAUAAAGCCUCAGGCUGAUGUGUUAGUUCUUUAAUGCUGUGCCCAUGGAAGCUAGGUUAAUUCCAUACUUGCUCAGUUUACUUCCUUAGUCAUUGACUGUCCCUUCAGAUUAGGGUUAGUAAUGAAGUAACAUAACUCAUAGUCUCCGUUGAGAACUCACUUUCUCAAGAAUGAGUGAUGGAGACUUGUAGACAAACAAACAAAAAAGUUGGGAGUUGGAGGUCAUUGAGUCACAGUCAGGAGAGGAGAGAAAGGAAGCAGAAGUCACCAAAGUGAUCUGCUGUCUGUGGCUUGGAUGGAAGCAGGUGGCCUUGCAGUUAACUAACAGGUUGGUGCUUUAUCCCUCAUGGGUUAUUCUCCAGGCAGAAGACAGUCUAGAUCCACUUUCUGAGACUUUGUUAGUGUCUGGAUUCAUCUUUUAAAACUGUUUUCAUAGAAGCUAGACAAUAAGAGUCUGGUUUGGUUCACUGGGGAGACGAAGCACCCUCCGGGAAUGAUUCAUCUUUAAUAUCCAUUGUGGAAUAGAGGUGAAUGACACCAGGAGAUACUUACCUUAAAAUAUGAUUUAACCAUUAAAUUCAUAUAAUAGAAUCAUAGAAUGGUUUGGGUUGGAAGGGACCUUUAAGAUCACCUAGUUCCAGCUCCCCUGCUAUAGGCAGGGACACCUCCCUCUACACCAGGUUGCUCACAGCCCCAUCUAGCCUGGCCUUGAAUGAUUCCAGGGAGGGGGCAUCCACAACCUCACUGGGCAACCUAUUCCAGUGUCUCACCACCCUCAUAAUAAAGAAUUUCUUCCUAAUAUCUAGUCUAUAUAUACUUCUGUGAGAUUUAAGGCAGUUUUUGCGAAGACUCUGGAAUAAACUACCAUACAAUCUAAAAAUUUGCCACUUCAACAGCAGCUGAUUCUAGAGGAUGGUAGGUUUCUUUAGGGUUUUUUUUGGUUGUUGUUUUGCCUCAUGCUUUGUAGUGAUUCUGCCAGUGACAGAUAUAGGAAGUCAUCUUUCAAAUGGAAUUUUGGAGCUAAUUCCCCCAGGGGUCAUAAAUAGUUUAGUACAGUUAAGGGCAAGUCUUAGCAAUUCUAACAUAGUUUACUUCUUAGCAUAGACAGAACCUGUAAAUGAUCAGUUGUAUAUAGACAUCAGUAUUUCAGCCCAACUUUUAAAUUUCUUUCCCAGUUAUUUCAAACACUGUUGUCAGAUGUAUUUUCUUACAUGUUCUUAAUUUCCUGAGAGCACCAAGAGGGACUUGUUUCUUUGGUUGUAUUUUCACUGCAUCCUUGGAUUUUGUGAAAGAGCCUGUGUACUUCACUGGCUACUACUGACUGGAAUGUUUGCUACAACUGUAGCUUUACUGCUGCUAAAUUUUGGCAUUUAAUGUUGCUCUUAAAUAUUUACUUUACUUUUUAUCGAUUUUUCUCUUUGUUUUUCCAUCUGAUCCUGUCUACGGGGAAGAGGGCACUUCAGUAUUUCUUUCUCCUUUUCUUUUUGUCCUUGUAAAAACUCCACCUCCCACCCUGAUAGAAUUUGGCAAGAAAUCUGAGGAUGGUGAGUAGAAGGCGAUUGCCACACUUCUGAGAAGUGCAGUACAAGAGACAUGUAGGAUUGCUAUGUUCAGGUUGAGGAAGCGGAAGAUUAAUGGGUAGCUUUACCUUUGACUCAGUGGGAAGUGUGAAGAUCUUAGCUUUCUGUUUUAGUUUACUGUUCAUAAAUUAAUCUCUGCCAUGUCCUGAAAACCAGGUAGUGUCUGUAAGACAGAAGAGCUGGCCAGAGCUGGCAGGGAAGAAGCACUGUGAGUCAAAAGCAAUCCAAGUAAGUAACCCAAGUUAAUCUAGCUGCACUGCUCUGCACAUUGUUAGGAACUCUUUCCUGCUCUGCACUGACAGAAGGAGAUGCUCACUGACAGCUUUUAUUCAGAGUAGUAACCUUGUAUGGUCAGUGGAACUGGGGAAAUAACUGGAGUUUCUGAAUGACUGAAGAACUUUCCAGAGCUCUCUUCUGUAGUAGGGGUGGGGACAGCAAGGGGACAGGGAGUCCUGCAGAAUGGAAGUUCCUGUGAUGUGAAAUUUCAUGAGUGUGAUGCUUUUCUGCAUACCUGAAGGUGCUCUUACUACCUUGAUCCUAGUGAGGAGCUGUAGGGCUAUAAUGCUGCUUUACUUAUCUAUCUCUGUGUCAAAUAUUGUGAGGACCAGGAAAGACAUCGCUGUUUGUUUGGUCUUUAAUCCAAAGUGCAAGUCUGAAGCUUGAACAGAACUGUCUUCUUAAUUUUUUUCUGAAGUGGGUGCCUGCAUCUUCUGUUUACUUGUGCUGGUUAAGCACAUGCUGACCGUCAGCCUGAAAACUAUUUUGCACAUCGUUAUUUAUAUAAACAAUUUAUGCUGUGUUUGUAUGUCACUAUAGGAGAAUAUCAGUCCUUUCUCUUUACUGUUGGCUCUGCAAGAAUGCUUCUGUUUUCUCACCUGAAGACAGUUAUCCAGUAAAAGCUGUAUAUUUUGCAAGGAGUUAUCAAGCAACGGUGUAAGGAUCAUUUUUAAGUUGUAAUGACCAAUAUUACUUCCCACUUUUUCCACAAGCCAUGGCUGACUCCAGAACUCUGUGUAGCUGAGUUUCCUAUAAGUGGCCAGACCAGUCCCCUGCCCACCAAGCUCAGUGCUAAAUGGUUUCUGAAAUCUUCUGUUGUGAGUUUUGCACAUUGCACUCACUGUUAGCAGUUGCCUGGCACUGCCACUGUUGUCCAACAGCCUUUCUAACUGUGUGGUAUCAGCACACUACAAUGACAGAGGGAAGUCUUUCUAUGUUUUAAGGAGCUGGGAAAAAUUCAUUGCACAAACAUUUGCAAUACGAUGUAAAGAAUUCAAUAAAUGCUAUUUGAUUGCA